AUGGCCGACGCCGAAAAGCCCUGGGGUCGACGCCUCAUCGUCUGCUGCGACGGAACCUGGCAGUCUAGUGUCAGCGACAAGGAAAACGUACCUUCGAACGUCACCAAGCUCUGCCGUGUCUUAGCUCGUACAGGCAAAGACGACAAGAACAGAAACUGGCACCAGGUCGUCUACUAUGAUGGCGGGAUAGGAACCGGCAAUCUCAGUGGCACAGAGGCAGUCCGUCAGGGUGGAACAGGCGCUGGCCUAGCAGAGAAUGUCAUUGAGGCGUACAACUUCAUCGUCCUGAACUAUCAACCGGGAGACGAGAUCUUCUGCUUCGGUUUCUCACGUGGCGCGUACACCGCGCGAGCGGUCGCGGGUUUGGUUGCGGAUAUCGGUGUCCUUCAACCGCUCGAGAUGCAGUUCUUUCCCCAAGUGUAUCGUGCUUACAUGGGUAUGAACAGCAACGACGGGACAAGCUUUGCCAAGAGCGAUGCCUGGAAGAUACUCACCGGCCAGAAGGCAGACGAAUUCGGCAAGACGAUCGCCUUGAUCAAGAAACCGGUGGAUAUGGAGGACGAUAAAACCAGAGAAAUCAAGGUCAUCGGUGUCUGGGACACGGUCGGUAGCUUGGGUGUACCAAACGUGGGUGGAAUCGACCAUGGACGGCUUCGCAAGAAGUUCGGGUUUCACAAUGUCAAACUAUCAAGCCGUAUCAAACAUGCAUACCAUGCCUUGGCUCUGGAUGAGCGCCGGGAAGCUUUCCGCCCGACCCUUUGGUACAUCGACACAAACAGCUAUCUAAAAGGAGGUCAGAACGAGAAGAAGGAAAAGCCCGAAUUAAAGCAGGUUUGGUUUCCGGGAGUUCACAUUAAUUGCGGAGGUGGUUCCGAUGAUGGCUUCCUCGAGAUGAAAGGCGACAUGGAGAAUAUCUCUGUUGCGACAUUGACGUGGAUGCUUCAAUGCAUCGCACCUCAUCUCGACGUCGACAGAACAGCUUUUCAAGAAUACUUGAAUCAGUACGAAGCUUGGCUCACAGAUGUUCGCAAACACUGCACCUACCACCACAUAAAAGACGAAGGCUACAUAGAAUGGGCGUGGAACAAAGUACCGGAUGUCCCAUACAUCGGCCAUGAACCCAGUCCUCUUGACCCUCCAAAAAGGGCAAAGACGCCUCAUGAACACAAAGACUUCGACUUUGGUUGGGGAGUUGGUCCAAUUGUAGACAGCUUUACAAAGAUGUAUCAUCUCAACGGUACACGGCCACGACAACCAGGUCAUGAAGAGAUGGAGAUCAAUGGCGAGUGGGUGCCCAUCGCGGGUAUCAAGGGUAGCAAAGACCACCCUCCCACCGGUUACGAGACAAACGAGUACAUUCAUCCAUUGGUUCAGCAUCGCUUCGAAAUUCGGGACUGGCAGAAGUACAGUUGGCCGUUCAGAACCACACCCCCUCUGGAAGGCUGGGAGCGUUGGUACGAAGUCGGGCUUGAUAAACGCCAGCGCUACUGGUGGCAAAAAAACUCUGAUAAGCCGAACAAGGAGGGUCGUUUCGGGAAGAAACUACCUGAAUGGGCGAUUCUGCCUCAUCCAUCGACCACAGAGAAAAAUUUCGAGAGGAUGUGGUAUGAAGCUGCUCAGAGAAUGGGGCAUUCGCUCAGUCAAAUCCAUAAGAAGAGAGACGAGGGGAAGGAGGACUAUCUGCAAGCACUGGACAAAAAUAUCGACUUCAAGCUUGGGGCGAAGGCACAGAAUGAGUGA
Macroventuria anomochaeta is the source of this 1740-nucleotide messenger RNA. RefSeq lists its product as uncharacterized. The transcript has 4 exons. The coding region runs from base 1 to 1740 and encodes 579 amino acids. The record is from RefSeq and is a predicted model, not a curated record. Lineage: Eukaryota; Fungi; Ascomycota; Dothideomycetes; Pleosporales; Didymellaceae.